AUGUAUGCUAACGUGAUCGCAAAGUCCGAUGAGUCAAAGAUAUGUGUGGUCAUGGUUGGUCUGCCGGCCCAGGCAAGAGCCUCAUCGCCGGCAAAGAGAGGAAUGAAGACUAACGAGAUUGUAGCUAUGAGAUACUUGGCAUGGGUCGGAAUUCCCGCGCGCGUGUUCAAUGUCGGCAGCUAUCGUCGCCACGCCACGCCUCAGCCGGCAGCCACCUUCUUUGACCCUCACAAUGAGGAAGGUGAGCGCAUGCGUCGCGCUGCCGUAGAGGCGGCCAUGUCCGACAUGCUCAAUUGGUUCAAGAAGGGCAAGGGUGUAGUAGCCAUCUUAGAUGCUACGAACUCAACCAAGGAGCGCCGAAAGUGGAUUUACGAAAGUUGUCGGGAUGCCGAUAUUGAGACUCUAUUUGUUGAGUCUCUUUGUGAUGACGAAGAUCUGAUCAUGACCAACAUUCUCGAAGUCAAGACCACGUCACCUGAUUAUAAGGGACAAGAUCCUGAGCUGGCUGCUGUCGACUUCCGCAACCGCAUUCGCAAUUACGAGAAAGUAUACGAGACUAUCGACGACAAUGAGAAGAAAUACACAUAUGUCAAACUCAUCAAUGUUGGCUCCACCGUGAUUAUCAACCAGAUCAAGGAUUACCUGUCUAGUCGGCUCGUCUACUACAUCCAGAACCUGCACAUCAAGCCACGGUCCAUUUGGCUGUCAAGACAUGGUGAAUCAGAGUUCAACUUGACUGGCAAAAUUGGCGGGGACUCUAAUAUAUCCGAACGUGGCGAGCUAUACGCCCAGGCCCUACCCCGACUCAUGCGCGAAUCUGGAAUUCCUGCCAACACCAAGAUUGUCAUCUGGACAUCGACUCUCCGUCGCACAAUCCAAACCGCCCGCCACCUAAAGGCUGAGACGGGCUUCGAAAAGCUGGAAUGGAAGGCACUGGACGAGCUGGACUCGGGCGUUUGCGACGGCCUGACCUACGAGGAAAUCGCUGAAAAGUACCCGGAAGACUUUGCAGCACGCGACGAGGACAAGUACAACUAUCGCUACCGCGGCGGCGAGUCCUAUCGCGAUGUAGUCAUCCGUCUUGAGCCCAUUAUUAUGGAGCUAGAGCGCAGCGAGAACGUCAUUAUUGUCACUCACCAGGCUGUUCUCCGUUGCAUCUAUUCGUACUUCUUGAAUGUGCCCCAGGAGAAAAGUCCCUGGAUGGAAGUCCCUCUUCACACACUUAUCAAACUGACUCCCCGCGCCUAUGGUACCGAGGAGCAGCGCUUCAAGGCCGACAUUCCUGCUGUCUCUACCUGGCGUGGCAAGGGCUCGCAGGCCAAGCAUCAGGAGUUCCCCACGGAAAGCAAGGAGGCCCAGCACUAA
Penicillium maclennaniae is the source of this 1365-nucleotide messenger RNA. RefSeq names its product bifunctional nucleoside/nucleotide kinase/histidine phosphatase family protein. Gene Ontology annotation, cellular component: cytosol. Gene Ontology annotation, biological process: fructose metabolic process; fructose 2,6-bisphosphate metabolic process. NCBI's taxonomy places the organism in Eukaryota, Fungi, Ascomycota, Eurotiomycetes, Eurotiales, Aspergillaceae. The record is from RefSeq and is a predicted model, not a curated record. Bases 1 to 1365 code for a protein of 454 amino acids. The transcript has 3 exons. Gene Ontology annotation, molecular function: 6-phosphofructo-2-kinase activity; ATP binding; fructose-2,6-bisphosphate 2-phosphatase activity.